AUGAAAACACCGACACUAUUGCCAUAUCGGUUGACACCGGCCACGGAUGCAAUCACACGGUCAACGCCCAAACACCAAGGUAGUCUGAGUGAAGAGUCGGACCGAAAGUGUCGUGAAUUGUGUGAAGAGAUGUCGGCUCUGAAGGCAAGCAAUGAGUCCGAAGUGAAGGCAUUGAAAGCACAGCUCAACACAGCAUUGGAUUCAAUGCAGACAAUGACUGAAGAGAUGAAUGCUUUGAGACAACAAUUGAGUUCAUACACGAGUAAUCAAGAAGUGGUCACAAAAUUGAGUGAAUUGUCGAUAAAAAACAGUGCCAUAAGUGAAGAGAUCUCGGCUUUGAAGGCGAAUUAUAAAUGCGAAAUGAAGGUGGUAAAUAAGAAUUAA
Medioppia subpectinata is the source of this 384-nucleotide messenger RNA. NCBI's taxonomy places the organism in Eukaryota, Metazoa, Arthropoda, Arachnida, Sarcoptiformes, Oppiidae. The record is from the annotation of a GenBank genome assembly.